This is a messenger RNA of Elaeis guineensis (African oil palm), 672 nucleotides long. RefSeq lists its product as uncharacterized. The record is from RefSeq and is a predicted model, not a curated record. NCBI's taxonomy places the organism in Eukaryota, Viridiplantae, Streptophyta, Magnoliopsida, Arecales, Arecaceae.
CCCUUCUUCUCUCUUCCCCAACCGAGAGAGGGAAAAAGCGAAAAAAAGGCGAGGCAUAUAGUGUGAGAGGCGGGGAUCUGAACCCUCCCCCUCCAGCCUGUCUUCCCGGUGACCUGAACCCUCCCGGCAUCGAAUUCCGGUAGCCGGGCUGCUGGCGAAGCCUCCCGGCGAUGUGUCCCUUGCGCCUGAUUUUUGUCUUUCUCUCCGCCACACUCGCCGGAUACUUCGCAUGGAAGACGGUCCGGUCAACUCCCCAUUCCCCCAUUUUGGGCGACUCGUCCGGGAUCGAGGACUCCGUCGAUGGCGAUUCGGAGAAACGCCGAGGCACUGAUGCGAGAAAGGUGAUUGGAGAUGGGUUCUGGGUGUUUCUGGAUAUGGCCAGUGGGAGGUAUCUGUGGAGAGUGAUGAAGGGAAGGUGAGAAAGGGGUUGUGAAGGCAUUGAUGUGGCCUUUGAAUCGUAAUCUAUUAUUGUUGUAUUAGAAUGCAGUUGAUUAAUGUUUGGAGUUGUUGUUUGGAAUAAUGUUUUUUUCCUUUUUGGUUUUAUUGUUUCUCAUGAUUUAUGUACCUUUUUAAUUUUGUUUGUGGAAUCUGUUUAAGUGUAUGAACUAAAAACCCUAAUUACAUUGAGUUGAGGUUUUAUGUUGAUAUGAUUCACAUGAUGAAUUUGUUUAA